AUGACGAUCUCGUCCUUCUUCACCAGAGCUUCAAGAGCUUUCAAUGGCCACCCUGUUGCCUCCAAGCUUCUGGUGCUCUGUACUCUCAGUAGUGGAGGUCUCCUGGCGUAUGCAGAAUCACAGUCAAACAUUGGUUCUCCUAGUGUUGUUGAUGAUAAACCAGAUGAGUCCAGGAAGAAGAGAGUGGUGGUGCUUGGGACAGGAUGGGCUGGUACUAGUUUCCUCAAGUAUCUUGAUGCUUCAGCUUAUGAUGUUCAGGUUGUUUCACCCCGGAAUUAUUUCGCGUUUACCCCUUUGUUACCUAGUGUCACAUGUGGGACGGUUGAAGCCCGAAGCAUAGUAGAACCAGUUCGAAAUAUUAUAAAGAAGAGAAAUGGAGAGAUCAAAUUUUGUGAGGCAGAAUGUGUCAAGAUUGAUGCUACAAAUAAAAGUGUUGUCUUGCGGGCUAAUUUUGGCACCAACUUGGUGGGAAAUGAUGAAUUUUCCCUUGAAUAUGACUACUUGAUCAUAGCUAUAGGAGCACAAGAAGUAGAAGAUGCUCAAAAGAUACGUACGAGUGUGAUAGAUUGCUUUGAAAUGGCUGUACUUCCAGGUCUAAGUGAAGAAGAGCGGAGGAGAAAUCUUCAUUUUGUAGUUGUUGGAGGGGGUCCUACUGGUGUGGAAUUUGCUGCAGAGCUGCAUGAUUAUUUCCAAGAGGAUUUAGUCAAGUUAUAUCCCAUGGUUAAGGAUCUUGUGAAAAUAACAGUGAUCCAGUCGGGAGAUCACAUCUUGAACAUGUUUGAUGACAGAAUUAGUUCGUUUGCUGAGAAGAAGUUUAACAGAGAUGGUAUUGAUGUUCAGACAGGAUGUCGGGUUGUCAGUGUUUCUGAUAAGGAAAUCACAAUGAAGGUGAAAUCCAAGGGUGAGGUCUGCUCUGUGCCACAUGGGUUGGUUGUGUGGUCUACUGGUAUUGGGACUCGUCCAGUUGUGAGUGACUUUAUGAAACAAAUUGGGCAGGCUGAUAAACGUGUUCUAGUGACUGAUGAAUGGCUGCGUGUAAAGGGUUGUGAAGAUGUGUAUGCCAUUGGCGAUUGUGCUUCAAUUACUCAACGUAAAAUCAUGGAAGACAUCUCUGCCAUAUUUAAAGCUGCGGACAAAGAUAACUCUGGUACCUUAACAGUUGGUGAAUUUCAAGAUAUAAUUGACGACAUCAUCAUAAGGUACCCCCAAAUGGAGCUCUAUUUAAGGAGCCAGCAUGUGCAGGAUUUGAAGGACCUAUUGAAAGAUCCUGAGGGUAAUGAUAGGACGGAAGUGAACAUUGAAGAAUUUAAAUUAGCCCUUGCUCAAGUGGAUUCACAGAUGAAGAGUCUGCCUGCAACUGCACAGGUUGCUGCUCAGCAGGGAGCAUAUCUUUCUAGGUGCUUUAACCGGAGAGAGCAGAGCAAAGAGAAUCCUGAAGGUCCUAGACGUUUUAAAAGUUCUGGGCAUCAUGACUUUCGUCCCUUCCGGUACAAGCAUUUUGGGCAAUUCGCUCCGUUGGGGGGAGAGGAAGCAGCAGCAGAGCUACCUGGAGACUGGGUUUCCAUUGGCCAUAGCACUCAGUGGCUCUGGUAUUCCGUAUAUGCAAGUGGGGGAGGUCUAGCGGCAUUUCAUGAAACCACACCAGUCCACACUGUAUAUGCUGAUUCAGUUCAGGAAGACCAAAUAGCCAAGAAAAAAAAGGUGGUGGUACUUGGAACUGGUUGGGCUGGAGUAAGUUUCUUGAAAAAUUUGAAGAGUUCUAAUUAUGAUGUUGAAGUGGUGUCACCCAAAAAUUAUUUCUUGUUUACUCCUUUGCUACCAAGUGUUACCUGUGGCACAGUGGAAGCACGCAGCAUCGUUGAACCAAUUCGAUGCAUUACUAAGAAGAAAGGUUUAGAAGUUCAAUUUAGGGAAGCAGUAUGUCAUAAAAUCGAUCCCAAAAAUAAGAAAGUUCACUGUCGAUCAAGUCAAGACACAAAUCUGGGUGGAAAACACGGUGAAUUUAGUGUAGAUUAUGACUACCUGAUCAUUGCCAUGGGAGCUCAAUCAAAUACAUUUAACACCCCUGGUGUGGAGCAAUAUGCUCAUUUCUUGAAGGGAAUAGAAGAUGCUAUGAAGAUCCGUCAGUCUGUGAUUAACUGUUUCGAAAGGGCAAGUCUUCCUUGCGUAAGCGAAGAAGAAAGAAAGAACAUUUUGCAUUUUGUAUGUGUUGGUGGUGGUCCAGCUGGUGUGGAAUUUGCUGCAGAGCUUCAUGACUUCGUUAAAGAGGAUUUAGCCAAGUUAUACCCUUCAGUUAUAGACUGCGUACAAAUUACCGUUAUUGAGGCAAGCGAUCAUAUUUUGAACAUGUUUGACAAGAGAAUUACUGCAUUUGCUGAACAAAAGUUCUCCAGAGAUGGCAUUGAUGUAAAAACAGGUUCAAUGGUUGUAAAAGUAACUGAUAAGGAACUCUCCACCAAAGAAAGAGCAACAGGCAAAGUUUCACAUCUACCUUAUGGGAUGGUUCUCUGGGCAACUGGUAUUGGGCCACGCCCGGAGGUUAUUGAUUUUAUGAAGCAGAUUGGUCAGGAAGAUAUCGUAGAGAUAUUCAGAACAGCAGACACGGACAAGUCUGGUACUUUAAACCUUGAGGAAUUUCAAGAAAUCAUGGAUGACCUUGUGGAAAGGUAUCCUCAGUUGGAACUUCACUUGAAGAGCAAACAGAUGAGGAAUAUUGAUGAGUUACUGGAAAAGAGUUGGCAAAAUCCGACUGCUGAAGUCGAUAUUGAAACGUUUAAGUCCGCUCUAUCACAAGCAGAUUCUCAGAUGAAAAAUCUUCCUGCAACAGCUCAGGUAGCUGCUCAACAAGGUGCCUACCUUGCCAACUGUUUCAACCGUAUGGAGGAGUGUGAGAAGUACCCUGAAGGUCCCCUCAGGUUUAGGGGCGUUGGACGCCACUGUUUUCAACCCUUCAGGUUCUUGUGUUUGAACUCUUAUAUUCAAAACCCCGCGAGGCCGCGCCUCAGUGCAUCGGCUCCCAAGUCCUGUGAUCGAAGUCUGGGCAAUUCGUCGAACACCUUACCCGCAAAUCCGGAAAACCCUCUGAAUUUCCACAGCAUGCUAUCUGCUUCUUCAAGGCGUUUGCGAUGCUACAUAGCAGCAGCAUCAGACCUAUGCGCUAGCAAUUUCGGCCCCAACUCGGCUCCAAAUCGGUACCCGAUUCACAAGCGUAUGCCAUUAUCCACCCCACUUGAUAAGCCAUUGUUUUCCACUAUAAGUAGUUUCACCAGCAACUCUCGGGCCUCUUCUUUCUCAGAAGAAGACGCUAUAGUGAAUCAAAUUCUUUCCGAUUUAGAAAACGCCUCUCCAUUACUCGAAUCGUCAUACAAAAAACGCGUCUUCCUGAGCUCCAAAGCGUUUAAUCGUGUGCUGGUUGCAGCAGCCAGCGAAAGGAACGAUCUUUCCCUUGUAUCCCAACUUGUUCAAGUUGCAGUCGCAUCUCGUCGUCAACCCUUGAACUCGACUUGUUUUCUCACUGUUGCCAAGGCUUUUGCAAAGUCAGAUGAUUGUGGGGAGUUGCUCAGACUAACAAAGCAAGUCAUGGAGAUGACCUCUCCCAAUAUGACCAUCAUUAACAGGGUUCUCUUUGCCUUUGGUGAAUGUGGAAAGAUUGAUAAAGCGCUUCUGAUCUUUGCCCAGAUGAAAGCUUUGAAUUUUGUACCAGAUUUGUACACCCACAACACCAUUUUGGAGAUCUUGGGUUGUGCAGGUCGCAUUGAUGACAUGCUGGGUCAGUUUGGGUCCAUGAAAGAAGCUGGUAUUGACCCAGAUGUGGUUUCUUACAAUGCUGUGUUGAACAAUUUGAGGAAGCUUGGGAAAUUCGAUAUUUGCUUGUUCUAUUUCAGGGAAAUGGGUGAAAAUGGAGUUCAGCCAGAUUUGCUGACUUAUACAGCAAUGAUUGAGAGCCUGGGCCGAUCAGGAAAUGUUGAUGAGUCACUGAGACUCUUCAGUGAGAUGAAGGCGAGGCAGAUUCGUCCUUCGGUGUAUGUUUACCGGUCACUGAUCAGCAACCUGAAGAAGAUGGGGAAGGUGGACUUGGCAUUGAAGUUGAUGGAGGAGAUGAAUUCAUGUGAUACAGAGUUUGCUGGUCCAACGGAUUUCAAACGAAAUAAACGCUUGUAA
Prunus armeniaca (apricot) is the source of this 4161-nucleotide messenger RNA. The record is from the annotation of a GenBank genome assembly. NCBI's taxonomy places the organism in Eukaryota, Viridiplantae, Streptophyta, Magnoliopsida, Rosales, Rosaceae.